This is a messenger RNA of Eublepharis macularius, 2364 nucleotides long. RefSeq names its product galectin 3 binding protein (gene LGALS3BP). The record is from RefSeq and is a predicted model, not a curated record. NCBI's taxonomy places the organism in Eukaryota, Metazoa, Chordata, Lepidosauria, Squamata, Eublepharidae. Gene Ontology annotation, cellular component: extracellular matrix; membrane. The coding region runs from base 39 to 1736 and encodes 565 amino acids. The transcript has 6 exons.
CUUCCGAGUUCUCUCUCUUACACCUCUCUGGGUCAGUGAUGUGUUUCCUGCUAACUGGCAUCUUCCACGGUCAGCUGCACAGGACUCCACCUGGACUGCUAAUGCUAAGUCUGCUUUUGCUAUGGCAAGGCUUAACGGGCUCAGUGGCUAUCCACAACAUAGGCGUGAGGCUGGCUGAUGGGAACUCUCUCAACGAGGGCCGUGUGGAGAUCUACUAUGAUGGCCAGUGGGGAACGAUAUGUGAUGAUGGCUGGGACAUGGCUGAAGCAGACGUUGUCUGCCGCUCCCUGGGCUUCAUAGGUGCCAAAGAAGUGAAGGCGAGUGCGGCAUUUGGGCAAGGAUCAGGACCCAUUUUUUUAGAUGACGUCGGCUGCGUUGGGACAGAGACAUCUCUUGCACAAUGUAGCUCUCCUGGGUGGCUGACCCACAACUGCGGACAUGGGGAGGAUGCUGGAGUGGUCUGUGGCAACAGAAUACACAAUCAUGGGAGUUUUGUUUUGGAUCAUUCUGGAAAUUUAUCUGAGGACCUUGGUAAAUUAUAUGACAGCCAGCAAUACUGCGACCUCAACAUCACAGUUGUGAUAGCGGAAAACAACUUGGAAUCCCAGGAUCCUAUCUGUGCACAUAGUCUGAUUCUUCAUAUGAACAGUGAGGCCAGCAUUCUGCUCCAGGACAGGAAUAAGUCAUACACCCUGGUGGUGGAAGAGGAGUGUUUGCCUAUGGUGAACAGCUUUAUCAGAUACUUCUACUCUAGGAAAAUUGAAAUCGCCUUGGAUUCAGUAAAGUGCUACCACAACUUGGCUUCAGCCUACGGGGCAUCGGGUCUGCAAGCUGACUGCAGGCAGAUUUUCCCAUAUCUGCUUCCAUCGGACCCCUCCUUCCGUGGCCCACUGGAACUGUAUGAAUAUAGCCUGUCCAGUGGAGACAUACCCCUGCAGGAGCUCAUUCUGCAGUUCUUGGCUUGGAACUGUGAGGACCUGUCCAACACGGAGGCCUGGUUGCGCCUUAAACCGGCGCACAUGGAGGCUCUGCUCUCUCGCUCUGACGUGGUGAUUGAGAGCGAGUGGUCUCUGUGGAAAGCUCUGGACCGCUGGGCUCAGGCCAAUGGGCCAGCGGAAAUGACGACACUUCUGGAAAAAAUCAGAUUCCCCAUGCUCCUCCCGGAACAGCUGUUUAAGCUGCAGUUCAACCUAACAUUUGGGGGGGAUUAUAAAGAUGUCUUCCAGAGGAAGAUUCUGGAAGCCCUUGAAUUCCACACAGUGCCAUUCACGUUACUUAGCCAAUUCAAGCCUCAUGUACUCACCAGUGAGGCAUAUGUCCCUCGUUGUUAUGUUGCUUCCACUUGGAGCACGCACCUAACCCGUGACCUUUUGACACAGCUCAAUGGAUCUAGCAUCUCCCAGUCAUUUGAAACCCCCAAACACUCCAGCUUUCUUUUCAACAGCCAGAAGAUAUCCUGGUCCUUCAGUUACUAUGGCAUGGCGCAGGAGUGCCAAAACGAUAGCUUCUGCUCCUCAGAAACUUUCCCUAUUCUCCACCUUGCGCCAACUGAUCUCCAAGAUGCCACCUUCUGGUACAUGAACAAAGCACUCUUGCUGUGCCAUGGUUCCUAUAUCACAGGGGUCCUUGACUUUAAAAAUGGUACAGCUGGGGUCCCCAGCACCACCUUCCCUUGCCCAACUGAGUACACAGACUUCAUGGCUCUGGUGCGUCCUGCUUACAAUCUGAAUGCAUAAAGAUCUAGGCAUUUCCUUCCUAUAGAGGCAGUAUCUGGGAAAAGCAGAAGUCUUUCUCUUGAGUCAUAUCUGCUAGUAUCCUUCAUUUUUUUCUUAGAGCCAAGCUAUAAGUGAUGCCUGACACAGGUUGGACACUUGUCAUCUUCCCUCAAGUUUUGAUGGGAAAUGUAGGCAUCCUGGUCUUGCAGCUUGGCUCCCUGACUGCUGUCCAAUGGACUUUUCAACUGUCACUUGUCCAACAUUCCGCCAAGCUGCCUACAUUUCCCAUCAAAACUUGAGGGAAGCUGACAAGUGUCCAACCUGUGUCAGGCGUCACUUGUAGCUUGGCUCUUAGUUUCCAUACUGUCUCUAGAUCCAGAACUGUAACUUGAUUGUGAUGAUCCCUUAAAACACAGCUCUUAAAGGUUCAGAUGUUUUUGUGUAAUAAAAAUAGCAAUAAUAGAAGGAAUUCUAGGUCUGUGCAUGUCCCAAUAGGAUGUCAAGAUUUAAUGGCAUUUUUACAUUGGCUGUGUGAUAUUUCUUGAAAAUAAGUGGAGCUUACAAGAACGACUAUAUAUUAUUUUAACUUUGGUUGCCUCAGGUGCAUUAAGCUUUACCUCUUCCGCAAAUAAAUGUUUGGAUUUCUAAA